AUGGCUCCUCGUAUCAAACAAGAGGACAUCGGUUCCUCCUUUCCUUCCAACAUUCCAGCUCUCAACAGCGACAAUCAAUCCGAGACACCCAGUGACGCUGUCCUUAGGACUCGCCGCGUUAGGUCUGCAGCGCCUAGCAUCGUCACUCAGCCUCACCUCCGGGCCGCGGAGGCCCAAGAAGUCGAGGAUCCCGAGCCAGUAAUGCUCGAAGUUCGGAGGGUUUCCCCAAAAUUUGAACCGGACAGUCAGCUCACCAUGGCCCAUCAGAGUUUCGUCACUUCCUUCAGUGGGAGCACUCUCACCCUGAGAGGGAUUGGAGCCAAGCUGAAGGACAUUAACGACGCUUUGGGUGAGCUCCAGGCGCGCGGCAUCCAGCAUGUCAUUAGUCUCCCGGAGCUCGUCCUUGUUGGCGAUCAAUCAUCGGGCAAGUCGAGCUUGAUGUCUGCCAUCGCCGAUUUACGACUUCCACGCAGCAGUGGCACUUGCACGCGCUGCCCAAUCCAUAUCCGGGUCUCUCGCGCGGAGGAGUGGUCCUGCAGUGUGUUUUUGAAGAUCGAUUAUGCGUACAAGCCGCCCAAUCACCCAAUAACGGAGCGGGAUGUUACCCCUACCAACAAGUUUCCUCCCUGGGUUUUACUUGAGCCGAAUCGCCGGGUCCGGCACGAUUUUAAAGUCAUACGGGACCAAUUCGAUACGGAGGAAAUCGAGACGGUCCUGCGCUGCGCGCAAACAGCUAUCUUAAAUCCCACUCAUCCGUACCAGAUGUUUGUCCCGAAAAGCAAGGACGACCCCCAGCAACGAGAACGACAUUUCCAAACAAUACUCGCGAAGGAAGAAAAGCCCGAGGCCCAGUUUUCACCGAAUACUGUUGCGUUGGAGGUUAAAGGCCCCGACCUUCCCGACCUGAACUUCUACGAUCUGCCCGGUGUCUUCAUGACAGCCAGGCGUGCAGAAGACGCAUUUCUGGAGCGCGUUGUUCAGAAUCUUGCCGAGGAAUACAUCAAGAGGGAAAGCGCGCUUAUCCUCUGCGCUGUUCCAAUGAACCAGGAUGCUGAGAACUCUCUGGCUCUGAAGAUCAUUCGGAAGCUGAAAGCGGAGAACCGUUGCAUCGGCGUGAUGACGAAGGCCGAUCUUUUGCCUAAUGAUCCUAACUCCAUCGCCAACUGCCUUGCUAUGUUGACUAACCAGGCUCAUCGCACUGGCUUCGGUUACUUCAUCACUUCCAGACAGGGUGAUGAUUUGGAACAGCAGAACAAGAUGGAGGAAGCCUUCUUCAACCGGACGGCUGAUGCUACUGGCCACUGGCCGGAGCAGUUUGAACCCUUCAAGGACCGCUGUGGCGUUGAAAAGCUCACCGUGUUCCUGUCUCGAGAGCUUGCCAACCGCUUCGCAAGAAUCCUGCCCGAAGUCCAGGAAAAGGUAAACCUGCGUCUGCAGGCCAUUAACGCUCAGCUGAGCAUGUACCCCGACCCUCCCCGUAAUCCUGAGCUUGAAAUCAUCAAGAGCUUGGCAGAAUUCACUAUCAACGUGAAGAACAAGGUCCUCCAGGAGUUCAUGAACCUGUGGGACGUUGAGUGUGCGGACAAGUUCCGGCAGAACAUCCUCCUAAGGAAGCCGAUCUUCAAUGUUCGCGAUGUUAUGCCCCAGCGGUCUCGUCCCGAAGUGAUUGAGAUUGAUAGUGACUCUCCUGUGACAACCCCCUCUUCAAACCGCAAGCGUACGGCACCGGCCACAGCCGACCAGAGGCAGGGAGCGUCCAACAAGCGGCAGCGGGUCCCCCAAAAUGGAGCGACUGUGAAGCCCGAGACUGGCAACCUCCCUGCCACACCUCGUCAUCCUCGUCUUGACGCCCCGGCAACCACGCCCUCCCGCCCGAAGCCAAAAAGCCUGAUGGAUAUCCGUGCCUUGAUUAAGAAGUUCGCCGUUCCCGGGCAGCCCGGCUUGGUUUCUGCCAGCGUCUACAAGCCUCUCUUCGAGGAGGCUGCGGAGUCCUGGGAACCAUUUGUCCGGGAAUUCGUCGACAAGACUCUGUUCAUUUUGAAGCACAGGAUGCUUGUGACCCUGGACGGCGCCCUUUCUCACUUGAAGAAUAGAGUGAUUUACAAAGAAUCGCUCGCCUUAAUGCACCAGUUUAUUGAAUCGCACCGCGAGCGCCUUCUCGAAAAGGUGAAAGGUAUCUACGAACUCGAGAAACAGCGCCUAUUCACCAAAGACGUCGAGACCCUCGAGCGCCAUCGCGCCAACGAAAAGAAAAUCCUCGUCUGGCACCGCAACCACGUCCGCGUAGCUGCGCACGCCGGUGAAGAACUCGGCCGCAUCCCUAAGAUGGAAGAGCUGAACGAGGAGAAGCUUAAGGAGGAAACCCGCAAGCUGGAGCAGGGCCUGAAGAACCUCGGCCCGGACCCGUUCGAGCAGGAAAUAGAAGUAGCUGCCUACGUACGCGGGUACUACCUCACCGCGGCUCAUCGCUUUGUCGAUUACGUCUGCAUCCACGUAAUGUCUGGCUUGCUGCCCACCGUCUCGGAGGAGAUCGAUACAUACUUGCAUGAGAAGCUUGGCUUGACCGACCGCGCGAAUAACCAGCAAGUUCUUGCCAGGCUCAUGUCCGAAGGCCCGGAGAUUGAGCAAAAGCGCAAGGAUCUUUAUGCAGAGAAGGAGAUGCUUGAUGGAGCAAUGGAAAUCAUUGUCAACCUCCAAACCCGCGAGCGAGAGGCUCAGGUGGCUGCCGCUACCGCCGCCGUUGCUACCUCACAGGCGGGUUCCUCGUCCCAGAUGACGUCUGUUAGCGCCGCGACGACGAAUGUGGGUAUUGUAACUACUGCUAAUGGUGGCGGGUAUGUUGAUGAGGAUGUUGAGAGCCCGGUCACGGUGAGGAGUCGUCAUCAUCUGCACAGGCAGAAUAGGGAUGUUGUCAUGUUGGAUGAUGAGGAUGAUGAAGUUAAUGGUUAUCAAGCAACCAUUGUUUCGGGAACUGCGAUUGGUGAUGCCUGA
This is a messenger RNA of Thermochaetoides thermophila DSM 1495, 2991 nucleotides long. Its product is annotated as GTPase-like protein. Gene Ontology annotation, molecular function: GTPase activity; GTP binding; microtubule binding. NCBI's taxonomy places the organism in Eukaryota, Fungi, Ascomycota, Sordariomycetes, Sordariales, Chaetomiaceae. The transcript is spliced from 3 exons. Gene Ontology annotation, cellular component: membrane; microtubule; cytoplasm. Bases 1 to 2991 code for a protein of 996 amino acids. The record is from RefSeq and is a predicted model, not a curated record.